Molecule: messenger RNA, 7435 nt
Organism: Podarcis lilfordi (Lilford's wall lizard)
Lineage: Eukaryota; Metazoa; Chordata; Lepidosauria; Squamata; Lacertidae
Source: the annotation of a GenBank genome assembly
AUGCUUACAAUAAAGCUGCCUCAGAUCUUCAGGGUCCACCAAGUACCUCGUGUGAGUAAAUUAUCCUUCCAGUUUUUACGAAGUAGGGGCCAUCUCCCCCCAACCCAAUCCCACUACGCAUGGUUCUGUCCAGGAGGGUCUCUUAAAAUCAACACACCUUGGUGGCUAAUCAGUCAAGGAAACUGCACCAGGUGAAUUUCCGCCACAGGGUGGUCCUCUUUUUGAAGGCUGGCUGUUCCAAGUCACGCUUAAAAGAGCAUGAACUCUCUAAUCAUUUUCACGUUACAUGCGAAUGCAGCCUAACAAGUUGAAAGCCUCCUUGUUUGGAUCGUAUCUCUGCUCAUAGACUCUGGGAAUGGGAUGGAAGGUUGUUAUUGGCCGGGGGUGUUUUGUUAAAAUGUGAAAUAGGAAAGAUGUAAAAUGAGAGUCUUUGGGGCCAGUGGGGCCCAUUUGGAAUUUGGAGAGUGUGCCGUGGGCACCAGUCACAAAAUGGCUGCUCUGCGGGAGUGGCAUAACACAAAAUGGCUGCCGUGGGGCCGUAGCAUUAUGGCUGCUACAUCUGAAUGAGCAGAAAGAGAGGCAGGAGGACCACAACAUGGCGUGGCUGUGCCCUCCUGUCAGCAGAGAGAAAGACCCCUACAGCAGUCACUGCCACCUUCACUCUUAGAGACAAGCUCUUUGUCCCUCUCCUCUGUUCAGAACAGAAAGGAGGGAGGGCAUCCAUUCUUGCUGCCCAAGGAAAUGUGAGCAUAUAUAAGGGGACAUGUUCAAUGCAGGGGAGGCUGAGCAAACAGAAGCAGUUGUGGAUUUUUGAGGGGAUAUCUGCUGAAAUCUUUUGUGGGUGCCAAAAGGGGUCCUGGUGGUCACACUGGUGCCUGGGGGUGCUGCAUUGGUGACCCCUGAUGGAUUAACACAGGAACCUUUGACCUGCCAAAUGCUGCUGAACUACAACUCCCAUCACCCUCCACAUUGACCAUGCUUGCUAGGGCUGAUGGGAGUUGUAGUUCAGCAACAUCUGGAGGGCCAAAGGUUCCCUACCUCUGAACUAACAGAACUGAAGUUAAGGAGAGCCUGUUGCCACAGGUGGAGUUGUAGUGAUGGGACACUUCAACAAAGCUUUUGAUGCAGGCCUCACUUCUGCUAAAUUUCUGUCUUGGCAACUCAAAAGUGUCUCAUUGGGCAAAUCCUGUCCUGUAGAUCUUCUGGGAAGAUGGGAUCAUCUCUGGCUACCGUCACCCCAAAAGCUCUGCCUUGGAUUGCGUCCUCAGCUCUUUUCAGCUGAACAACGAAACCAUCAACAUUUGGACACAUUUUUUGCCAACGUGGUAAGUCUGCAGCGUCUUUCAGCUGCGUUCUGUGUAGCGUUACUUAUCUCCUUGGCUUCGGGGGAUCACAUAACUCCAUACCUUCCAACAUUUCUCCGAUGAAAAUAGGGACAUCCUAAGGAAAAGCAGGACAUUCUGGGAUUGAAUCAGAAACCAGGACAGCUUUUGUAAAUCCAGGACUGUCCCUGGAAAACAGGGAAGCUUGGAGGGUCUGUAAAUGACUUUGAAAAGCUGGUACCACAGGAUCAACUUCAUCAAUUUUGUUGAACCGAUUAAAUAGUUUCACUUGGAUUUUGAAUAAAGCAUGCAGUUUAAUUGUUCCCGUUUCAGAUUUCAUUGUGUUAUUACCUUCCUUACUGGGUUGUGCAAACUGCUAUUCUGAAUAAUGCUUUUUAGAUGAGGUCACUGGGAAUGUGUUUAUGGAACCAAGGAGACUGGGGGCUGAAAAAGUUUGGGAACCUCUGUCCCGUUGUCCUUCUCCUGGAUGCCUUUUGCCCCUUGCAGGUAUUUUCUGUGGCGCUUCCUGAUGCUCUCCUACAGCCUGGACUUCUGGCGCGACACAUACAGCUGGCCUUUCCUGGCCUACAUGGUGCUGGUGUGCCUCUACCCCUUCACCUCCAGCUGUGCCCACACGUUCAGCACCAUGUCCACCCAUGCCAGGCACAUCUGCUACUUCUUGGACUACGGAGCGCUCAGCCUCUACAGUUUGGGUGAGGCAGCCUUCAAGUCGCUGGUGGGAGGGAGUUCCAUAGGUUAACUGUGUGCUGCAUUUAGAAGGACUCCCUUUAAUCUGUCUUGAAUUUUCCAACAGAGGUUGCGCAAGUUUCUUCUCUGUUUAUUAUAGGCUGCGCUAUCACAUACGGAGCCUACGCAAUGCCUGACGUCUGGGUAGACGGCCCUUUGCACCACUGCUUUGUCCCCCUGGCGGCCCUGAAUUCCUUUAUCUGCACCAGCCUGUCUUGUUACUCCCGGUAAGUAAGGCCAGUGCUUUUAUUUUAUUUUUUUAAGGAAAAAGAAGGAGCCGUUCCUCACCAUGAAGUUUGUACUGUUAUUGCCACACUUUUAACAUUUGUGGGGGUGGGGGUGGGGAGAAGGUGCUGUUAUUGCAUAGCUUUGGGUGCCCCCAAAGAAAAAAAAGCACUGGGUAAGGCUUUUGUGCCGUGCCAAUGUCAGAGCUGAAAUGAAAACAGUGUAUCUUGCACAGAUGUGAAGUUGUGGCAUAUCAGAUUUCAAAAAAGGCUGCAUUUUGGAGCUCAGUUUAUUUUAAAGAUCUGGACAUUGCCAGCAAGGCAACCAUGGGCCAACUAUGGCUUCAGAUCCAGCGCUUUCUAUAAUUCGGAACCUUGUCAAAAAUCAAACAGGGAGUGAGACUAUGCAGUUGAUGUUUGCUAGCAAAUAUGAGUUAAAAAGCGGCACUCUUUCCCCAAAACCACUUCAGCUCAAACCAAGAACUUUGCUAAAUCAUCCUCACAGGAUGUCUGUAGAUUCACCUGCGACCAGAUCAUUAAGUCACCUUCUACCGCAAAUACUUUUGUAUGUAGAUUUAAAAACACAGAAGUUACCGGUUAUAUGACAGGAGGGAUUUGUGGGCAGGUGGGGGACGGGGAAGAGAACAAGGGGAAAUGUCCUGCCCUAUCGCCAACCGUAUACCUGGGAUGGGGGGGGGGUCCCUUUGCUGUUAAAAAAGCAAUAAAAGAAAGAAAGAAAGCAAAAUAAACAAACAAUAAAUCACCAGGCGAAACAAGCCUGGGGCAAGGGUCCUUCAUUAAGGUGGACAUUACAAGUCCCUGGCCUCAUAUCUGAGCUGCAGAAGUGCAACCCACCCACCCUGAUUUCAGGUGAGGUUGUAGUUCUGGGACUGAAAGUGCUGGGGUUAGGAUCCCUCCAGCGAGUCUGUGGCUGAGAGGGCCUUUUGGCUCACACAAUUGCAGGGGGUUGGACUAGAUGACCGUUGGGUUUCUUUCAAAUCUACAAUUCAAUGGCUCUAUGACCGCUGAAGUCCCAGAGCUUACUCCUGUGCAAGUGCACUGAGGUUUAUAGAAGACUCCUACUCACGUCUGCUCAGAAGUGAGCCCCAUUGAUUUCAAUGGGGUUUACUUCUAGGUUAAGUGGCAGCCUAAGUCGUCCUGGCCCAGAGUUUGCUGCGUGGCUGCCGGCCUCCAUUUUCUUAAUCAAUGCCUAUCUUCAGAAUGUAGAUUAAAAAUAACAACAAACAACAACAACAACAACAACAAACAACUACACCUCUCAAGGUGCCCCAGGUAGCAAACAGAUACACAAUUUAAAAAACAAAGCCAAAGCUUUCUAAAACAGAUCAAGAUGUUCUUAAAGCAAUUACAAUAUGAAACCAUUACAAGCAAUUACAUUUGAAAACAUCCUUCUGCCCGCUGAUCUUGAGGUUACUAGGAACAGUAUCUUUCAGCCACCAAGUGUCAAGGCAAACAGGAAUGUUUUCAAAUUCCUCUUGCAAGUUAUAUUUAUUUAUUUAUUUAUUCAUUCAUUGUUUCUGAAGGCAGUCCUGUUUUGAGAAGCUUUUAAUGUUAUUUAUUUAUUGAAAUAUACUCUGAGUUGAGAGUGGAUUUCAUGCUCUUUAUUCAGCUCAUAGUGGUGAGGAGGAAUGGAAGUUCCCCCACAAUAUCUGCUUUAUAUACAUUAUUUACACAAUGGGCUGCAUGUGAUUGGCUAAUUCCGGGAUUCUCCUGUAGGCUAAUUAGGUUGUGGGUUCACUUCUACCUGGAGCUGGAUUGGGUGGCUCCUGCGGACCAAUCAUACUGCUGCAUUGUUCUAGGACCAAUCAGACUGUUGCAUUCUGAAUCCUAUUGUUCUAGGACCAAUCAGGCUGUUGCAUUUUGGAUCCUAUUGUUCUAGGACAAAUCAGACUGCUGCAUUUUGGAUCCUAUUCAACUCAGUACAUAACAUUUAUUUAUUUAUUUAUUUAUUUAUUUAUUUAUUUACCUCCCGCCUUUUUCCCCACGGAGCUCAAGGUGGCUUUCAUGGUUCUCCCUCUCAUUUAAUCUCCACAACAACUACCCUGUGAGGUAGGCUAGGCUGAGAGUUAGGGACUGUCCCAAGAUCACUCAAUUAACUUUAUAGCGGAGUGGGGGAUUCGAACCCUAGUUUCCCAGAUCCUGGUCCAACACUCCAGCAACUACGCCACACUGAGUGAUGGAGACAGACACAUCGUGCUGGGAAGGACAUUCCGCACCUGGGGAACUCAGACGGGUAGCUGGGGGGGGGGCAGGCGGGCACAGUGGCUUGGGCGCCUGCAGGCUCCACACUGACCGAAACAGCAGCGUGGGACUUGCGUCCUGUGGAGGCUCCGCACAGCAUGCUCUGCCCUGGUUUGCCCCGCCCCAUGGGCAGCUUGCUCCACCCCCAUGGGCGGCUUGCCCUGCCCCCAGAUGCAGGGUGUGUGCGCCGCCCCGGGCGCCCGAGCAGCUAGCUACGUCGCUGGGGGAACUACCACUGAAAAGUCCCCCGUCACGAGGCCAGUGCCAACUGGGCAGCUGCCCUCUUACAAGGUUGUUGUAGAUGUAGUGCCAGGGGGCUGUUUAAAAGCCCAAUCUAGAUGCUCCGUUUCAAGCCAGAGAUUCAAAACUGAUAAUAAUAAUAAUUAUAAUAAUAAUAAUAAUAAUAAUAAUAAUUUAUACCCCGCCCAUCUGGCUGGGUUUCCCCAGCCACUCUGGGAGGCUUCCAACAAAAUAUUAAAAUACAGAGGUCUGUUAAACAUUAAAAGCUUCCCUAAACAGGGCUGCCUUCAGAUGUCUUCUAAAAGUCUGGUAGUUGUUCUUCUCUUCGACAUCAGGUGAGAGGGUGUUCCACAGGGUGGGUGCCACUACCGAGAAGGCCCUCUGCCUGGUUCCCUGCAACUUGGCUUUUCACAGUGAGAGAACCGCCAGAACUGCUACUCCACCCUACCCUGACUUUUUUCCUUCAUAGGCUGUUUUCACCACCUUUUAAUUGGAACUCCCCCCCCCCCCUUUGGUCUCCUGGUCUAGAUUCCUGGAACUGGAGUGUCCUUCUUUGUGCAAGAUCUUGAGGACUACAGCCUUCGCUUACCCUUUCCUCUUCGACAACAUUCCAUUGUUCUACAGGGUAGGAUGACGGUGGGGGCAAUGUAGCCACGGGGGGGGGGGCCCUCUGCUAGGAGAGGGUUGUCUAUGGCUGCUAAACACAAGGGCUAGGCUCUGCCCUCCCAGUCAGAGGCAACACUGCAUCUGAACAGCAGAUGCUGGAACCGCAGGAGGGGAGAGUGUGGUUCUUAUGCUCAGCUCCUGUUUGCUGGGUUCCCUGGUUGGCCAUUGUGAGAACAGGAUGCUGGACUAGAUGGGCCAUUGGCCUAAUCCUGCAGGGCUGUUCUUGCUUUCAUAUAUUUUUUCACUUUGGCCUCUAAGGACUGAAUGUGCAGUUUCCCCUACCUUUGCAAUUGCAUACCAAUAAUCCAGAUUAGUCCCAAUAGUUUUUGGGGUGAGCCUCCCCACACCCAAGUCUUGCUGUGCCAUGCAGAUGCAAAUUCUUGCCUUCAUUUCUUUCCUCUCCUCAUGGCGCCACAGGAAGCAGGUGGCUUCACCCUUCGGCAUGGAGUCGCUGUUCCUCCCCUCCAGGGCCACCCUUCCUGGCUGACUCAUGCCACUUCCUUCCCUUUCAGCUCUUGUUCUGCUUUGGCGAAGACUGCGCCUGGAAUGACUCCGUCCCUGGUUACUUCUACCACCUUCUUUUUGCAGCCCUCACCGGCUUCCUCUUCGCUUCCCACCUGCCGGAGCGCCUGGCCCCUGGGCGCUUCGAUUACAUUGGUAAGAGAAGGGGGGAUGGGGUGGGCCGGGGUGGAGAUAAUUGAAUCCCUGCAAUGGGGUUGCUCGGUCCCAGCUCCUGCCAACCUAGCAGUUCGAAAGCACACCAGUGCAAAUAGAUAAAUAGGUACCACUGCGGUGGGAAGGUAAACGCCAUUUCCGUGCGCUCUGGUUUUUGUCACGGUGUCUGGUUGUGCCUGAAGUUGUUUAGUGCUGCUGGCCACAUGACCCAGAAAGCUGUCUGUGGACAAACGCUGGCUCCCUCGGCCUGAAAGCGAGAUGAGCGCCGCAACCCCAUAGUCACCUUUGACUGGACUUAACUGGCCAGGGGUCCUUUACCUUUACCUUAAUCAAGUCCAAAGUCAGAAGCAGGAGAUGCUUCUGAAUACCACUUGCCAGAAACCACAGGAGGAGAGAGUGCUCUUGGGCUUGACUGAUAAAGGCAUCUGGUUGGCCACUGUGAGAACAGACUGGAUGGGCCAUUGGCUUUAUCCAGCCCCGGCUCUUCUUCUUCCUCCCCACGGAGGACCUUAAGGUCCACAAAUGACAACAUUUUGAAGGUCCCAGGUCGCAAAGUGGUUAGAUUGGUCUCAACUAGGGCCAGGGCCUUUUCAGUACUGGCCCCAAUUUGGUGGAACGCUCUGUCACAAGAGACUAGGACCCUGUGGGACUUGACAUCUUUCCACAGGCCCUGCAAGACAGAGCUGUUCCGCCUGGCCUUUGGUUUGGACUCAGUCUGACCCUUAUGUUUCUCUCCCCUUAUGGUCUUGAUUUACCGGCUUCUUUUAAAAUGAGGCUGCAUUUUAAAUUGCAUUUUAACCUGUAUUUUAUUUUUUUUCUUUUUCCCCUAUUAUGUUUUUACUGUGAUUUUAUUGGUGUUAGCUGCCCUGAGCCCGGCUCUGGCCGGGGAGAGCAGGGUAUAAAUAAAUUAUUAUUAUUAUUAUUAGUAGUAGUAGUAGUAGUAUUAGGUUACAACCAUUUUCUCUCUCUCGAGCUUCUCUUAUCGCCCCAUCUCUUCUCUCUCCCACCUCCCUUCCUCCCGCCACAGGACACAGCCACCAGCUCUUCCACAUCUGCGCUGUCGUGGGCACCCAUUUCCAACUGGAAUCUGUUUUAUGGGACUUGCAUUCACGCCGGGCCUGGCUGAGUGCUCACGCCCCGGCGGCCACCUUCACCCGGACUUUUGCCAUCCUUGGAGCUGCCCUACUGGGCAACCUCGCACUCGUGGCUGCCUUCACCAUGGUCCUGCUCCGGUCCUCCGGCACGACGCUGAUUCUGCAGAGCAACGUCCCCGAGGUGGAGCGGCCCAAGGAGCAGUGA